UUGCAGAAUAAUCAGCAGAAAUAUGUUACACAGAGAAGGUAGUCUAUAUAGCGCCUUACACAGUAGUACGUGUAUGCAAGACUUCCAAAGUUCCACUCACCUCCAGUGAUUUAAGGAGAUAACCAUGAAAGUUCUCAUCAAUGUUUUUGUAUUUACCUUCUGCGUGGCUUCUGAGCAUGCUGAAAUGCGAAGACCGAGCAUUUGCCUCCUACCUCCAGUAACUGGCCCCUGCAAAGCACGUAUACCAGCGCAGUAUUAUAAUCCUCAAAAAGAUUCCUGUGAAGAAUUCACCUAUGGCGGUUGCGGAGGGAACGAGAAUCGAUUCGACACGCAACAACUGUGCGAAGCGACGUGCCUACCCAAAAAGGGAAAGCCGAAUCCAUGUGAGCAACCACCAGAACCUGGCAACUGCCGAGCACGCAUACCAAAAUGGUUUUUUGAUGUCCGAUCAAGGAAUUGCAAAAUUUUCACCUACGGCGGUUGCGGCGGAAAUCAGAAUAACUUCGAUUCUGAAGAAAUCUGUCAGGCGACAUGCCUACCAACAUUCAGGCGAGGAAUCGUCUGCAGCCGAGACCCACAACGUCUACAGUGCCUUUGGGGUCCACGAUGGUUCUUUAAUACUACGGUCCACACCUGCCAGCGACUUCCACGUGACCAAUGCGCAACGAGUGCUAACAGGUUUCCAUCAUGUGUGAACUGCAUGCGGAGAUGCACAAAUUACAAGGCAAGGGAGACAUGCCGUGAAAUCUUUAGGGCACUUCCUGGGCCCGGACAGCCGGAAUGAGCAUAUAAUUCAACGCCUUCCUCCGGACAAUCUAGACAGUAAUUUUGUGCCAAGAUUUAUCGUUUCACUGAAGAAUACUUACUACACACACUAAAACAUCGCUACCGAACAAUAGAAUAC
Molecule: messenger RNA, 904 nt
Organism: Dermacentor andersoni
Lineage: Eukaryota; Metazoa; Arthropoda; Arachnida; Ixodida; Ixodidae
Source: RefSeq, a predicted model, not a curated record